Molecule: messenger RNA, 813 nt
Organism: Penicilliopsis zonata CBS 506.65
Lineage: Eukaryota; Fungi; Ascomycota; Eurotiomycetes; Eurotiales; Aspergillaceae
Exons: 3
Coding region: 1-813 (270 amino acids)
Molecular function (GO): protein binding
Source: RefSeq, a predicted model, not a curated record
AUGCUUGCCAAACGCCCAUCUGUCGGUCCUACUGAGAGUCUCUCGUCCAAGUAUCGGGCUGGGAAGGCAAGUUCCCGGGUGAGGAGAUCGCUGCGCGACAGUUCCCUGGUCUCCAGGAGACACCGGAAGCCAGACAAUUCAUCCGAGGGCAGCCCGCGCAGGUCCCCCAUGGUCACACUUAGUGUCGGACCUGCUCGCCGACUAUUCGCCGCGCACGAAGAAAUCCUCUGCGUUUCGCCGUUCUUCGCAACCAGUUGCCGUGGGCAAUUCUUGGAAGCGCAUGGAAGACGCAUCCACUUGCCUGACGAACAGCCAGAAAUCCUCUCUUGCGUCCUCGAGUACCUCUACAAGGGAGAUUAUUCCCCCCGACUGCUCCACAAUGAACGUCUAGAUACCUGGGAGCUGGAAGGCGUCACGGUUACCGCAGAUGGACAGACGAGCGACGCAACUUUCUUCCAUCAAGGUGUAGGCCUCACAAUCUUGAAGGAUACAGCAGUCUACUGCGCCGCCGAAAAGUACGGACUUGACCAGCUGAAACGGCUGGCCCUCAGGAAACAAGGCCUCCACUCAGGUAUCCAGUGCAGCACUAUCCUUACGAGCGCCCGAUACGCCUACGCCAACACGCCGGAUACGGACUCGAAGCUCCGCGCCCAUUACCUUGCCCUCAUCAUUCGGUGCAGACAUACAUUCAAACGCAGCGGCACAAUGCAGAUGGAGAUGGAAGAGGGCGGGAAGCUCUUUUUCGAUCUCUUCGUUGCAAUGUGCAAUCAUAUGGAUGAUCUUACUUCGUCAAAAGCUCAUCUUCCCUGCUGA